CACAAAGAGGCGUUGUAACGUCCAAUUGUAGCUGAAAUCUGAAGAGGGAAGCGGCAUUGUUGGCGGAGAGACUUGGGUUUACGUCCCGCUUUUGAGAUAAGGCUGUUGUCGAGUCUGAAUUUCGGGUUUAGUUGACCAUUAAUUACAAGAGAUACGUCUCUUUCCCCCCACCUGGUGUCCGGUUCAAGGGGUGGGAGACCGGAGAAUGAAUUUGGUAACGAGAGCUGAAUUUUCUGUUGAAAAAACCAAGAGAAAAAAAAGAAGAGAAUUAACUGAAGAACAGAAGCAAGAAAUCAAAGAUGCUUUUCAGCUGUUUGACACUGAUAAAGAUAAUGCUAUAGAUUAUCAUGAACUAAAGGUGGCAAUGAGAGCCUUAGGAUUCGAUGUGAAAAAGGCAGAUGUAUUAAAGAUACUUAAAGAUUAUGAUCGGGAAGGAAGUGGGAAAAUCUCCUUUGAUGACUUUAAUGAAGUUGUGACAGACUGGAUACUUGAAAGAGAUCCACAUGAGGAGAUACUCAAGGCAUUUAAAUUGUUUGAUGAUGAUGAUUCAGGUAAAAUAAGCUUAAGAAAUCUGCGUCGUGUAGCUAGAGAACUCGGGGAAAACAUGACUGAUGAAGAACUUCGGGCAAUGAUUGAAGAAUUUGAUAAGGAUGGUGAUGGAGAAAUCAAUCAGGAGGAGUUUAUUGCUAUUAUGACUGGGGAUGUUUAAUAUUUCAAGAAACGAACUUGAUUCAAAAAGGAAGGAUUGUUUUCAAAAGCUGCAACAUUUCUAUUUCAGUUAAUAUCUAUAGCAGGAGCCAUGAAAAAAAAUAGUUAAAGGACCAAAAGAAAUAUAAAGUAUAUGUAUUGAGAGGUUAAUAUUUUAUAUCAUUAAAUUUUAGAAUAAGCAUGUUUGUUUGAGUACUCAUUUGUAAAAUAGCUUUGUAUAAAAUGUUUAAAUUAAAUCAUAAAACUUUUUAACAUUAUUUUAGCAUUAGCUGUGGCCUUAGUUUUAUAUAAAAGUUUAACAGACACCCAUUUUA
Molecule: messenger RNA, 1022 nt
Organism: Notechis scutatus (mainland tiger snake)
Lineage: Eukaryota; Metazoa; Chordata; Lepidosauria; Squamata; Elapidae
Gene: CETN3
Product: centrin 3
Cellular component (GO): myosin II complex
Molecular function (GO): calcium ion binding
Source: RefSeq, a predicted model, not a curated record